AAGCUGCUGGACUUGUUUUUUCUUCUUUGUAAUCCCCACCCCGCAUUGAUGCACUGCAUGUUUAGCACCUUUCCCCAUGCACAUCGUCACUUUUGCUGUGUGAUCGUUCCACGGUCGUAUUGGUGCGGUGCUCGCCCUGAUCUGUAUUCAUUGCAGGCUCAGACAUUAGCCUCCGGGUGACACGGUUCCCGAUGCCGAGGAGAUGGACGGUAUGAAGAUGGUAGUAAAGAAGCCGGGGGGAAAUAGGAUGGAGAGCGGACCGGCCCUGUCCGCCCGGCAGCACUGCGAGCUCAUCCAGAACAUGAUCGACAUCUCCAUGUCCAACCUGCGGGGACUCCGCACCCAGUGCGCCGCCUCGAACGACCUUGCUCAGCAGGAGAUCCGGACGCUGGAGGCAAAAUUGAUGAACUACAUCAGCAAACAACUUCAGUGCAAACUUAAUGUGCCUAAGACUGAAAGAACAGAGAUGCUAAAUGGUUAUCCUAGAGUGAGUGAUUGGCUGCACACAGUUGGCGUGAGAAGUGACGUUGUGCAGAAAAUACCUGAAGAUUUAACACUAGAUGCCUUACUGGAGAUGAAUGAGUUAAAAGUGAAAGAGACCAUGAAAAGAUAUGGAGCCAGCACAGAAGAGUGUUCUAGGUUGAACGGAGCUCUUACAUGUUUAAAGAAACUAGCGUGGCCAGGUGGUGACAUGAAGGAAACAUUAUGGAGUCCCCAUGAAAACAGGAAAGAAAGCUCUUCCCAACUUCCUUCUGACCUCUCAUCCCCAGUGGGUGCAGUUUGGAUUUUAAACACUCCAUUUUCAAAGGCCAACAGCCAUCAGCCUCGCUCAAUAUCAGUGUCUGCAAUCCCUGUUUCUGAAUCCCAUGGAUCUUAUAUGUAUCCUGAGAGCUUCCAGGAUCCUUUCCCCUCCUCCACACCAAGCAAUAGGUUAACACUGAGGACUCCUCAUGGAAUUACAAUAACGCCACCUACAACACCUUUGUCAAAGAGGCAUAUGAAGUUGAAGCCUCCUCGGACACCUCCUCCACCUAGCCGUAAAGUCUUUCAGCAGCUGCUGCCUAAUUUCUCAACACUCAAAAGAAGCAAGUCUCAUGAAUCACAGCUUGGAAACAGAAUAGAUGAAGUUCCUCCCUUAAAGUUUGAUGCUCCCCAAGGAUCACCACAGAUGGUACGGCGAGAUAUAGGACUUUCAGUAACGCAUAGAUUUUCUACAAAAUCUUGGUUAUCUCAAAUCUGUCAUGUUUGUCAAAAAAGUAUGAUGUUUGGAGUGAAAUGUAAGCACUGCAGGUUAAAAUGCCAUAACAAAUGUACAAAAGAAGCCCCACCAUGUAGAAUAUCAUUUCUUCCUUUACCAAAAAUAAGAAGAACAGAAUCUGUCCCAUCGGAUAUUAACAACCAAGUGGACAGACCACCAGAACCACUAUUUGGGACUCUUCCCAAAGCUCUUACCAAGAAGGAACAUCCUCCAGCAAUAAAUCACUUGGAUUCAAGCAGCAAUCCAUCUUCAACUACUUCUUCUACACCUUCUUCUCCAGCACCUUUCCAGACCUCAAAUCCUUCCAGUGCAAUCACACCACCAAACCCUUCUCCCAUGGGGCUUAAAGACAGUCGUUUCAAUUUUCCAGCUGCCUACUACAUUCAGCAUAGACAACAGUUUAUCUUCCCAGAAAUACCGAAUCCACCAUCAGUAACACAACCACCUGAGUCUCCUGAACAUUUAAGUCCUGAAGCUGAAAUGGAAACGGAUGUAGCAGAAGAACAGGAAGCAGAGCAAGUUGAGGAGCAAGAAGCCAACAAAUCUGAGCCAGAGGACGAUGAUGAUGAAGUGGAUGAGCUCCCUACAUCAAGGUCCACCAGCGGUACAUUCAGAGGAAUGAUCUUCCGCAAAGCCAGCCAGACUAGUGUAUAUUUGCAGGAAUGGGAUAUACCCUUUGAACAAAUUGAACUUGCAGAUCUAAUUGGUCAAGGAAGGUGGGGGAAAGUGUACAAAGGCAAGUGGCAUGGAGAGGUAGCUAUCCGGUUGUUGGAAAUCGAUGGAAAUAACCAAGAUCACCUGAAACUGUUCAAAAAGGAGGUGAUGAACUACAGGCAGACGAGACAUGAAAAUGUUGUGCUCUUCAUGGGGGCCUGCAUGCACCCGCCACAUUUGGCUAUUAUCACUAGCUAUUGCAAAGGGAGGACAUUGCAUGCAUUUGUAAGAGAUCCCAAGACCUCCCUGGAUAUCAACAAAACACGACAAAUUGCACAAGAAAUCAUCAAGGGGAUGGGCUACCUGCAUGCCAAAGGCAUCGUCCACAAAGAUUUGAAAUCCAAGAAUGUUUUCUAUGAAAAUGGAAAAGUAAUAAUCACAGACUUUGGCCUGUUUGGAAUUUCAGGAGUUGUACAAGAGGGAUGGCGUGAGAAUGAGUUGAAGUUGAGCCAUGACUGGCUAUGUUUCCUGGCCCCAGAAAUAGUACGUGAGAUGGCUCCUGGGAAAGAUGAAGAUAAGCUCCCAUUUUCUAAAGCUGCUGACGUUUAUGCUUUUGGAACUGUGUGGUAUGAACUUCAGGCUCGAGAUUGGCCUUUCAAAAGUCAAGCAGUUGAGGCUCUUAUAUGGCAAGUUGGAAGCGGUGAAGGUGUGAAGCAGCUGUUGUCCACUAUAAGUCUGGGCAAGGAGGUUACUGAGAUUCUUGCUGCAUGCUGGGCCUAUGAUUUCAAUGAAAGGCCAAGCUUUACCCUUCUUAUGGACAUGCUGGAAAAACUGCCAAAACUCAACCGGAGGUUGUCACAUCCAGGUCACUUCUGGAAAUCUGCAGACAUUAACAGUAGCAAAAGUAUUCCCCGUUUUGAAAGGUUUGGCCUUGGAGUCUUGGAGCAGGGUAACCAAAAGAUCUAGUCCGCUGAGCCAUAUCUCAGUGCCAUGUUCAUGGUUAGUUCUGUACCCACCGUCAGAGGUUCACAUUGCAGCCAGUGAUAACUCCCUCUAUUGGAUUUAUUCUCUCUGUUUUACUGAAUUUAUAUUAACCCAUUCUGCACUGAAAAGGAGCGAUGCAGUGCCUUGCCUACCCCUUCCAGCGCUGAAUGGAUUAAGCCUUAACUCUACUUGUUGUGUUUGUUGUUUACAUAUGAUUUUUAGGCAUGUGAGUUGUAUUGUUGGUGAAAAUGAUUAAAUGUGACUGACUUUUUUUUUAGUUUUUCUUUUUAUCAGCUGUACUAUUGUUUGAAAACCCUUUAUUAGUAGUGUUAUAAGAUAUAAUAUAUUUAAAUUGUACUUUAUUCCUAAGCCAUAAUGGACUAAUGAGAGGCAAUAUCUAAAUGUGACAAAUUCUGCCUAAAAAGUAUCUAUCCGUAUAAGAAAUAACAUUUAAACAGGGUUAUUUACUGAAACAAAGUAUAAUUCAUGACUGUGAUUGUUCUUAAAGAACCAGGCUUUCAUAUGCAAACUGUGAUGCUUGCCACAAAAAAAAACCACAAGGAUACAGGCUUUAUUUCUGGCCUGGGACUUAUAAA
Messenger RNA from Nanorana parkeri, 3492 nucleotides. It is a transcript of the gene KSR1, whose product is annotated as kinase suppressor of ras 1. The coding region runs from base 203 to 2878 and encodes 891 amino acids. Lineage: Eukaryota; Metazoa; Chordata; Amphibia; Anura; Dicroglossidae. Gene Ontology annotation, molecular function: ATP binding; protein kinase activity. The transcript is spliced from 21 exons. Gene Ontology annotation, biological process: protein phosphorylation. The record is from RefSeq and is a predicted model, not a curated record.